AUGGCUGGUGUCGAACUGGCCCGUCUUCGCCCCCUGUCUUUGGAGGAACUCGGUCUUGUAUUUGACGCAACAGACGUCCCGAGCACUGCAGGAGAGCGACCGGCGCGAGGGAUCUGCAAUGAGAACAUACUCCAACUGUAUGUCGGCGACUCCCCUGAGGCCAACACCGCAGACAUUGCGGAUUUCCUCUCGGAUUUCCUUCCGAACAUGAAGGAGAUCGUUGGGCAGGAGUAG
Messenger RNA from Gloeophyllum trabeum ATCC 11539, 234 nucleotides. RefSeq lists its product as uncharacterized. The record is from RefSeq and is a predicted model, not a curated record. Lineage: Eukaryota; Fungi; Basidiomycota; Agaricomycetes; Gloeophyllales; Gloeophyllaceae. The coding region runs from base 1 to 234 and encodes 77 amino acids. The transcript has 2 exons.